AUGCGGUCCUACGGUCCAAAUGCGCCGCCAAAACCAUCUUCAGCUUUUACUUUAUACAUGCGACACCGCUGCAGUCAGUCUAAUGAUCUGAUUUCGCGGCCUUUUAACGAACGGCGUCGCAUAAUUAGCAGUGAAUGGUCAUCUCUAUCCCAGGAACAAAAGCAGGUAUACUACAAGCAAGCUAUUGUAGAACGAACAAAGUAUGAAGAAGAGUUUGCCGAAUACAAGAAGACGGAUGAGUAUAAGGACUGGCUUGCCAAGCAAGAACAUAACAAAUCUUUAUCCCGAAAAAAGAAUGGCAAGUCUUCGUCAAAAGAGACACAUGAAGAUGUUGACAGCUUUGAGGAUGAAUAUUCUUCGAAAUUUCGUCGAAUCCCAAUAUUUACCCAUGAAUUUCUUGAAUACAAUAGGGAAAGAGAGACGUCACUUCGUCAUAUUCGCAAGCAGGUCACCAAAUUAGACGAGGAAACUGCCUUGCUAAGUAAACACAUUGAUAAUCUCGCUGGUGCCGAAACGAAUUUGGAGCAACAGAUCAAGUUGGCCGAGGCUACCUUGGCUUCCGAGGAAAGCAUCCUAGCUAAACUUAAUAAGGAGUUAGUGGCCACAUUCUCGGACCUUCCAGUGCCCAACCCGGACGUCUCGACUCGGUCGCCAAACAAAGGCGUUGAAAGGAUUAAUCCCAAUAACAUCGAAUCCUACUUAUCCAGGCUGGCCGAGCUGACAAGCUCUGGACAUCACGAAGCUUUAAAAGCUAAGGCUCGAGACCGUCUGAAGGCCGCCGUGCAGUGCGGCACACUGUCCGUGUGCUCCAUUUGA
This is a messenger RNA of Echinococcus granulosus, 816 nucleotides long. RefSeq names its product SWI/SNF-related matrix-associated actin-dependent regulator of chromatin subfamily E member 1-related protein. Gene Ontology annotation, cellular component: nucleus. Bases 1 to 816 code for a protein of 271 amino acids. Gene Ontology annotation, biological process: regulation of gene expression. Lineage: Eukaryota; Metazoa; Platyhelminthes; Cestoda; Cyclophyllidea; Taeniidae. The record is from RefSeq and is a predicted model, not a curated record. The transcript is spliced from 3 exons.